UUCGCUGAAUACUUGCUCACACCAAACAUAUUUCCUCAAUCGCCGUUAGCCAUGCUAAAUUCGAUCGAAAUGCUCAGACUUGAUGCAAACACCGCCUUUCCCGUCGUACACACUGGAGAUGAGGUGGUCUUACUGACUUAUCCGCACUAUACCACAGCUACGGUGCAGAGCGUGGAAUUUAUGUCGCCACCACUUCAAGACGGUUUCUUACACAUAAUGACGAUAAUAGACCCUUCUUCAAAACCGUUUGCAAUGUUUCUUGUUUAUAACCUGCCGUCUGUUGGUUAUAAUCGAUUACCAAUACCGGACACUCUCCAAGGUUUGAGCGGGCGAGCAUCUUAUGUUGAUAAUAGUACUACUGUUAUCAGACAAGACUCAUAUCGCUCACAAUACGUCGUUUUGGUGUAUCGGACAAACAAUCCAGUGCUUAUAAGCCAAAAUCAAAUUUUCGCUGGUCAAGGUCCCGAUCUCAUGGCUGGAUGCACGGAUGUGAGGUGCAUGGUGACGAACUCAGUUCUAGGCAGGGAACUUGGACAGCCCUUAGCUGGAAGCAUUUUUCAUAUUACUACGAAGCAAACCUUAUUCCAAACUGUAGAAAUCAUCUCAGACAAUCUCACGCAGGCUGCAUCUAACGUGGCUGGGCAUCUGUUGAUAGUAUUUGUUGCUUCUCAGUUUCUGUAA
This is a messenger RNA of Cylicostephanus goldi, 681 nucleotides long. NCBI's taxonomy places the organism in Eukaryota, Metazoa, Nematoda, Chromadorea, Rhabditida, Strongylidae. The record is from the annotation of a GenBank genome assembly.